Messenger RNA from Olea europaea var. sylvestris, 1110 nucleotides. RefSeq lists its product as uncharacterized. The record is from RefSeq and is a predicted model, not a curated record. The transcript has 3 exons. NCBI's taxonomy places the organism in Eukaryota, Viridiplantae, Streptophyta, Magnoliopsida, Lamiales, Oleaceae. Bases 1 to 1110 code for a protein of 369 amino acids.
AUGUAUGACUACCAUUGUGAUUUACCCUCUUCUAAUGCAAUCCAAUCUUCCAUGUUGCUGGCCAGAUCCUUUACUCCCGAUAAACCUUUUUCUCUUUCUUACUUGAAGUUUAAACCAGAUGAUACUGUAGAAAGAUACAAGGCAUGCCUGGUUGCCAAAGGAUAUAUGCAACAAGAAGGGUUGAGUUUCUUUGACAUAUUCUCCCAUGUUGCAAAGUUGACAUCUAUUUGGGUUCUUUUAGCUGUUGUAGUUGUAAAUAACUGGUAUCUGCAUCAACUGGAUGUCAACAAUGCUCUCCUUCAUGGGGAUUUACAUGAAGAGGUCUACAUGGAUAUAUCACAAGUUUAUUACUCUCAAGAUCCUUCUCUUGUCUGCGAACUCAAUAAAAGUUUAUAUGGUCUUAAGCAAGCUUCUCGCUAUAAUAAUCUUCAUGAAUUUCAUUUCAUAAAGCAUUUCCUGCAUGAUAAGUUUGCAGAUAAAUACCUAGGAGAGUUGCACUACAUUCUUGGUUUGGAGGUUGCUAGCUCGAGGAAUGGAAUCAGUCUCUGCAUAAGAAAAUAUGGUCUAGAUGUCGUCAAAGAUUCUUGUUUUUUCAGCUGCAAACCAGUGGCCUUUCCUAUGGAGUCUAAUCUCAAGCUCAAGUCAGAAGACGCAGAUCACUUAUCUGAUCCUUCUAUUUAUAGAAGGCUCAUUGGCAGAUUAAUAUAUCUCACCAUUACAAGGGCUGAUUUCGCAUAUUUUGUCCAGGUUCACAGUCAAUUCAUGUCCAGUCCAGCUCAAUCUUAUCUAAAUACUGCUCAAAUAGUUCUUGGAUAUCUUAAAGCUACUCCAGGUCAAGGGUUGUUCUUUGCUUCCAACUAUGAUUUACACCUCAAAGCUUAUAGUAACAGUGAUUGGGUCAGCUAUCUUGAUACUGGACGCGGCGUUAUUGGUUUUGCCAUAUUUCUUGGGGAUUCCUUGGUCUCCUGGAAAUCCAAGAAGCAAUCUACUAUAAGUAGCUUUUCGGCUGAAGCUGAGUAUAGAGCCUUAUCAUCCACCACCUGUGAAAUAAAAUGGUUGUUUUAUUUUCUUUAUGAUUUGGGCAUUUCUCAUCCUCAACUAGCACUUUAA